Molecule: messenger RNA, 541 nt
Organism: Racocetra fulgida
Lineage: Eukaryota; Fungi; Glomeromycota; Glomeromycetes; Diversisporales; Gigasporaceae
Source: the annotation of a GenBank genome assembly
AUGAGAAAAGGAAUUUUAGUAUUUGGAUUACAACUUGAAUCAGUAAAAAAAGCACGUGAAGCAAAAAAUAGAGAGUUAAAAUCUAUUGAAGAUUGUAGUAAUCAUACAAUUCUUAGGUGUGCAAAAAAUUUUGGAUGUCAAGCUCUUGAAUUAUUAAAAUCUAAAUCACAGGAUAAUUAUUCAAAAAAGGAUCUUGUUAAUAUUAAAGCAAUAGAUUAUUUGGUUAAUAAUUAUAAUUUCCAUAUAGAUUUUGAAAAAGAAGAUUUAGUUAAAACAAAACAAAAUCAAUUAGCUACUGUUCAAGCCCUAAAUAAAGCUAAGAUUUCACGAGAAGGUUAUCGAAAAAUAGCUGUAGUUAAUCCUACAAUUUCACAUGAAUAUGUAGUAUUUAAUGAAUGCAUAUUAUUAACUAAACAAAUAGAAGCUAAUAUAAAAAUUACACAAGUAAAUCUUGAUUUUUUGGAAGUUGAAAUAAAUUCUACUGAAGUAGAAAAUGCAGAUCCUAAAGAAAUAACUAAUAUGGCUAGAAUUGGUGCACAAC